GUGAGGCUGUGGAUGAGGUUAGAAGUGCAGUCAUUGCAAUUUGACUUUGGUAUUAUCAAAACUGCAGCAGAAAACUUUUCUGAUGCAAACAAACUUGGACAAGGUGGAUUUGGUUUUGUUUACAAGGGCGAGCUUUCAGAUGGUCAAGUUAUAGCUUUGAAAAGACUAUCAACAGAUUCUGGACAAGGAGAUCUAGAAUUUAGGAACGAGGCCCUCUAGUGGCUAUGCUUCAACAUCGAAAUUUAGUUAGAGUCUUAGGCUUUUGCUUGGAAAGAAAUGAAAGGCUUUUAAUUUAUGAGUUUGUGCCCAAUACAAGCCUUGAUAACUUCAUUUUUGAUCCAAUCAAACGUACUAAUUUGGAUUGUGAGAAGUGCUGGAAAAUAAUUAUAGCCAUUUCUCGAGGGCUUCUUUACCUUCAUGAAGAUUCUCGACUUCCUAUUAUUCAUCAUGAUCUCAAAACUAGUAACCUCUUAGAUUCAGAGAUGAACCCAAAAAUUUCAGAUUUCAGUGUAGGAAGAUUGUUUAACCUCGAUCAAACUGAAGACAAUACGAGUAGAAUCAUGGGGACCUAUGGGCAUAUGGCUCCAGAGUAUGUACUGGAUGGACAAUUCUCAGUGAAGUUUGGUGUUUUUAAUUUUGGUGUCUUAGUUCUAGAGAUAGUAAGUGGACAGAAAAAUAAUUGCUUCCGGAAGGGACAGAAUAUAGAGGAUCUUCUAAGCUAUGUAGGUACACGUAGCCGAUUUAGGGCAGGUUUGGUAAAUAUGUAACUCAAAAUUCUUAUCUUAUCAUUACAAUUUAUUCAAAUUUUUAUACAAAAUAUAAUAAACAAUUCAACUUUUUUAAA
This is a messenger RNA of Carya illinoinensis, 844 nucleotides long. RefSeq names its product cysteine-rich receptor-like protein kinase 10. Gene Ontology annotation, biological process: protein phosphorylation. Lineage: Eukaryota; Viridiplantae; Streptophyta; Magnoliopsida; Fagales; Juglandaceae. The record is from RefSeq and is a predicted model, not a curated record. The coding region runs from base 225 to 767 and encodes 180 amino acids. The transcript has 4 exons. Gene Ontology annotation, molecular function: protein kinase activity; ATP binding.